CCGCAUCCCCAUCCUCCUCACCUCAGCACCAAUCAGCCACACACAGCGACGGGAGACUCUCACAGAGCUUUCCUCCUGCUGCUCCUCGCCUGAAGAAUGGCGUCUCGUGUUUAGUCGUGUCUUUACUGUGUGCUCAUCGCAGUAAUGUGAUGCUCUGGUGUCUGGAUUGUCUGCGGAGAGGAUAAACCGUGAUGGUUACGUCUGGAGUCUAACGAGCUUCACCUUGACGAAAAGCAACCCCUCCUGAAUAUUCCUCGUGAGCACUAGCAGUCAUGUCUAAUCUUAACAAUGCACUUUGCAUCGAAAGCGGCCAGAGCACAGACUUGUCGCUCUUGCACAAGGAUACUCUUCAGGACGGUGGAUUAAGCCAGCUGUUGGAUUACAAUGCGGAAAUGGAAAGGUACAGGUCGCUUGCAAACUUUUACAAAUGCAAUGGUGCAUUUCCACAGACUGCUAAGAUCGCCCGCAUAACGACACCGAUUUUCCCCAGCGCCAGAAUCGGCGUGUCCCCUUGGAACUGUGAUAACGGCAUGCUCUGGGGAAGGAAAUUAAACCCUAAUAGGACCGGCAUGCAUAGAAAUGAGUCCCAGAGGCCGGGGAAACCUGGCGUGCCGCUGGAGACGCUGCAAAUGGCAAAUAAUAAUUUCCUCUCCAGCUUAUCCCCCGAACACUGCAGACCUUUAGCAGGAGAAUGCAUGAACAAGCUGAAAUGCGGUGCUGCCGAAGCAGAGAUAAUGAAUCUCCAGGAACGUGUUGGAACUUUUUCCGCUAUUCCGACGUUAGGGGGCAUCUCAUUGCCCCCCGGGGUCAUCGUCAUGACAGCCCUUCACUCCCCCGCAGCCGUUACAGACAGUGCGUUUCAGAUUACCAAUCUGGCAGACUGCCCACAGAAUAAUUCCUCCGCAUCCAGCGGGAACCCGGCGAAAAAGAAAAGGAAAAGGUGUGGGGUCUGCACGCCCUGCAGGAGGCUGAUCAACUGUGGAGUGUGCAGCAGUUGUCGGAACCGUAAGACGGGUCACCAGAUCUGCAAGUUUCGGAAAUGCGAGGAGCUCAAAAAGAAGCCUGGCUCAUUGCUAGAGAGAACGGCAGUAAACACCGGGGAAGCGUUUCGAUGGUUCUUUUAGGACUCUGAAACAAGGACAUCGUAUAUCACAGACUGAGCACAAAAACAUCUCGCAGGGACCCAAAAAGCCAGACUGUGGAGGAGAGACGGCGGGACAAAAACAGACUUUCUAAUUGUAUUUGCUGUAAUUAUUAUUGUACUCUUGGCAGCAUCGUUCAGUGUCUGUCAGUGUGUUUUAGUUUCUCGGCUGUGCAAGUUGCAGCCAUUCUUGUAAAGAACCGAGUAGACAAUCAUUAAAAACAGCAGAAAAUAACGUGGUUUAAUGACCAGUGCGAUCACAAACCUCUAUUGUUUAGAUCUGCAGCAAUAAUUAUAAAAGUAAUUGUUCUCUGCCGUCAGAUUCCAAUCUUUCUAUGGAACGAUUCUAAGAAUACCUCUUUUCACUUAAACCCACAAAUUCGGAGGACACGUGAUGUUUGGUGAUGUUUCGUAUUUGCACACAGUAAAUCAGAGUCUGUGUUGAUUUGGUGUGGGAUACUGCAGUGUGGGGAACAUUAUCUUGUGCACUUUUGUUCGGAUAGUCUCGUAAAGUUUGAUUGGAUUCUAUUUAGUUUUGGGUGAAACUGUUUUAAACGCUGCCCAAAGGAAAGGUUUCCUGAACAUCACCGUAAGAUUUAGCCUUUUUAAUUCUCACUAAACAUUCCAAAAUGAGUUUCCUAAUAAGUUGCUCAUUGUCUUGACCCUACUGUAAUGUUGCAUGUGUAAAUGUGUUUUUGUUUUGAAGAUAACUCAAAUUUAUAUAUUGUUGUUGUGAUGCUUUAACGUGUUAAA
Carassius gibelio (silver crucian carp) is the source of this 1894-nucleotide messenger RNA. RefSeq names its product CXXC finger 4 (gene cxxc4). The coding region runs from base 273 to 1124 and encodes 283 amino acids. NCBI's taxonomy places the organism in Eukaryota, Metazoa, Chordata, Actinopteri, Cypriniformes, Cyprinidae. The transcript has 3 exons. Gene Ontology annotation, molecular function: zinc ion binding; methyl-CpG binding. Gene Ontology annotation, cellular component: nucleus. The record is from RefSeq and is a predicted model, not a curated record.